CCGCCUUUUUUAAAUUGAACACGACACUGAAAGAGCAGACCAACGACACUAGAAAGAGCAGUUCUACAGAAUAGCGUUCAGUCUAAGAGGUCCAGUAUUUGGUGUCCCUUCAGACUGUAUAAGAAGGAUGAUGAAAAAAAGUGGCAUUAAUCAGUUAUGGGCCAAAUACAGACAAAAGGGGCAAAAGGAAAAAGAGGCAUUCACAGGUCACCCUUUGUGCAGGAUAAUCACGAAAUGUUGUGCAAGAGUGUUCCCAAAAUCCAAGGUUACCAAUAUGGAGGAAGUAUUAAUUGGCUUCCUAAAACAGGCCCCACACAAGCCAGGAGGACCAAAAUAUAAGAAACCUGUAAGAAAAGGACAGACGACAUCGCAAGAAGAAUUGGAAUCUGAACAAAUAAAUCUGUUUAAAAUUACAUUGAUUCUACUGAUUUUAGUCCUUCCAAUACUGUCUCGGUUUAAGAGAUAUGUUAUCUCCUUGUCAACGCAAGAACCUUAUUGA
Molecule: messenger RNA, 499 nt
Organism: Mytilus californianus (California mussel)
Lineage: Eukaryota; Metazoa; Mollusca; Bivalvia; Mytilida; Mytilidae
Exons: 5
Coding region: 128-499 (123 amino acids)
Source: RefSeq, a predicted model, not a curated record